Molecule: messenger RNA, 2013 nt
Organism: Homalodisca vitripennis (glassy-winged sharpshooter)
Lineage: Eukaryota; Metazoa; Arthropoda; Insecta; Hemiptera; Cicadellidae
Product: venom carboxylesterase-6-like
Exons: 10
Coding region: 171-1898 (575 amino acids)
Source: RefSeq, a predicted model, not a curated record
AGAUAAUUUUUUGCACCAACAGUAAUGGUUAUGUGCCAACAAUAGCCACAUAGCUUGCUUAGCCAGUGGGACUCUGUCCCUCACCCAGCCAACAGUCUGUGAUAUCUUUCCACUCUAGAUUGCCAUCUUUCCAUUUUAAUAAGAUUUUUCCUUCAUCCUCUAACCCCAUCAUGGUUGCCCUCGUCUUGUUGCUCUCUGCCCUAUCUCUGUCCCUCACCACUGCUCAACUCCUGACCUCACCCACAGUCACUGUAGAACAUGGGAUGGUGCGGGGGAGAACUCUCCAGACGGCCGGGGGUAGGACCAUCUACGCCUUCGAGGGCAUCCCUUAUGCCAAACCUCCUGUCGGUGAUCGCAGGUUCAAGGAGCCUCAGUUCCGUACCAAGCCUUGGCUCGGUGUAUGGGACGCUACGCACCCCGGCAGUGUGUGUCUGCAGUACGACCACAUGACCUACCUCAAGGAGGAGCCCAUCAUCGGAGACGAAGACUGUCUCUACCUCAACGUUUACACUCCAGAGCUUCCAGCUGGUUUCAUAUCUGCCAAUCCCAAAGAUGUUAUUGUAUACAUACACGGAGGAGCCUUCACGUAUGGCGGAGGCCAUCUGUACAUGCCGUGGUAUUUGCUGGAUAGAGACGUUGUCUAUGUGUCCAUCAACUAUAGAUUAGGACCUCUUGGGUUUCUGAGCACAGAAGACGAUAUAGUUCCUGGAAACAACGGGCUCAAGGACCAAGUGAUGGCGUUGCAGUGGCUCCAGAAGAAUAUAGCAGCCUUCGGUGGAAACGCCGGUAGUGUCACAAUCACAGGCAUGUCAGCAGGUGGAGCCAGCGUUCAUUACCAUUAUCUCUCCCCAAGAUCUGUAGGUCUGUUUCACAAGGGAGUGUCCAUGAGUGGUUCUGCCUUGUGCCCCUGGACACAAACCGAGGAGGCGGCCAACAAAGCUCGCACACUGGCCUCAGCCCUUGGUUGUCCUACGGCACCCAACUGGGAGAUGAUCAAGUGUCUGCGCAAACGUCCUGCAAGGCGAAUUGUCCGACUUGUCUCAACUCCACUCUUUAUGCCAUGGCAUUUCAAUCCCUAUACACCGUUUGGGCCCGUACAGGAACGAGCAGGACUGCAACCCUUCCUGACACAACAUCCCUUGGACAUCCUGCGCAUGGGUCACAUCCAGCCCCGCCCUUGGCUUGUCAGUGUUACCUCAGAGGAAGGCUUAUACCCUGUCUCAAAUUUUGUGGCCAAUGCCUCACUGCUGGCGGAGAUAGAACGAGACUGGCUGAAGAUCGCUCCUGCCCUACUUGACUACAACUACACAACUCCAGCUCAUCUUCGAGAUGAGAUCAGUCUCAAGAUCAAACAGUUCUACAUGAAGGGUCAGCCCAUUUCUAGGGCGACCACAGCGCCCUUUAUACAGAUGGUUGGUGACCGACUGUUUGUGGUCAAUGUAGAGCGAGCUGCAAGACUGCAGUCUGCCGCUAGACUCGCACCUGUCUACUUCUACAGGUUCAGUUAUCGUGGUAAACACAGUUACUCCGAACAGAUGUCCUGGGGAUCUACUGAGAAUUUUGGAGUGAGCCAUGGAGAUGACACAGGAUAUAUGUUGGGUGUAGAAUAUAUGAACCCUCUAGAGACAGACUCUGACCGCAAGAUGAGCAAACUUAUGGUGAACAUGUGGGUCAACUUUGCUAGGACAGGCAAGCCGGUGUUUGGAGGAGUGGACUGGGCCCCAGUGUCCCCCACAUCUGGGGUAUCUGGUGGUCUCUCCCACCUACACAUCGCGUCUCCAGAUGAGGCUCGAACCGUGACCUCACCGGACCUUGGACACAGAGACUUCUGGGACUCCCUCCCGAUCAAUGAACCUACCAAUCUCCUCGCUGGCACUGGCAGGCACACAGAGUUUUAACAAUUGACUGUAUUUCCAGAAAAGAAGAUGAAAGCUUCCAAACAUUAAUUCUGCUAACCUAUAUUUCCCUUGAUCAAACAAGCUAUGCAAAUAAUUAAAUGCAUUCUUGACAAUA